Cordyceps fumosorosea ARSEF 2679 is the source of this 957-nucleotide messenger RNA. RefSeq lists its product as hypothetical. The transcript is spliced from 7 exons. The coding region runs from base 1 to 957 and encodes 318 amino acids. Gene Ontology annotation, cellular component: ascospore wall; lipid droplet; prospore membrane. Lineage: Eukaryota; Fungi; Ascomycota; Sordariomycetes; Hypocreales; Cordycipitaceae. The record is from RefSeq and is a predicted model, not a curated record.
AUGAGUUCCAACACCUCAUCCUCGGGCGCCGUCGCCGGCGGCGCCGAUAAGAAUCAGCCCAAGACGCGCAGCGCGCGCGCCAUGGACGCCGUUGGGGAAAAGGCGGGCGAGAUUUUCAAGGAGGACUUUGGCAAUGCGCGCAAGGUCGCGGUCGAAGCCAUGAAGAGUCGCGCAUACCUCUACCCGCUCAAGGGCAUCGCCUACUUCCUCUCGCACCGGUCGCUGUGGAAACCGUUCCUGUCGCGCCUCGGCCCACUGCUGACGCUCUCCGCCGGCGUCGUCGGCUCCAUGUUCGCGUUCACCUACCUGCCGCAGCUGGCGGUGCUCGUGUUCGUCAACGGGCCCCUGGCGGUCGUCUCGACGGUGCUGCUGGUGCUGAGCGAGAGCUCGGCCAUCAUCAACGGCGUGGCGCGCGGGUGGUUGCUGCAGGACGCCAUCCUCGACACGUUUGACGGCACGCUGCUAGCGCGUGACGCGGCGGGAAUCGUCGCCGAGGGCCGCGAGCUGCGCGCGGGCUCGUCGCGCGACCCGAUGCGGCGCCUGGGAAAGGUGCUGCGCAGCCCGUUUGACAAGUUUGGGCCCAAGGCGAUGAUCCGCUACCUGAUUUACCUGCCGCUCAACUUCAUCCCGGUCGUGGGAACGGUGGCGUUUGUGUUCUUGCAGGGCCGCAACCGCGGACGCUCGGUUCAUGAGAGAUACUUUCAAUUAAAGAAGUGGUCCAACGCGCAAAAGAAGGACUGGGUUGACACGCACGUCGGGGCUUAUACAUCCUUCGGACUCAUCGCUACCGUCCUGGAAAUGAUCCCCAUCGCGAGCAUGUUUUUUACGUACACAAACACAGUUGGCGCGGCGCUCUGGGCGGCUGACAUUGAGGCGCACAGCACGUCGCUGACGAAGGAGACGGCGCCGAACCUGCGUGCGGCGGCGGACAAGGCGGCGGAGAAACCGGAGCUGUGA